CUCCUGGCCGCUGGGGGCGCUGAUGACGGGCGAGAUCUGCGAUAGGCGCGAGUUCAAACUUUCAAACCGGCUGCACUUAACCAAAACAUUCGCCUAAAUCAUCUUAAAUAUUUAAACACCGCCCUUUAUCCAUCAAGACACACACAUAACAUAUGUGCUUCUUGUUCUGAAUGAUUCUGGUGUGUGUUUCUGGAGGCGAUGGGUGUCUCUGAGCUCUGGUCCAUCCUGGAUCCGGUCCGGCAGUCUGUGCCGCUCUACAGUCUGUCAGGAAAGACCCUCGCCGUGGACCUCAGCCUGUGGGUGUGUGAGGCCCAGCAUGUGCAGGGCAUGAUGGGAAGAGUCACCAAACCACAUCUCAGGAACCUGUUCUUCCGCGUGUCCUCGCUCACACUGAUGGGGGUGAAGCUGGUGUUUGUGAUGGAGGGAGACGCGCCGAGCAUCAAGGCCGAGACCAUGAGCAAACGCAGCGAGAUGAGAUACGGCCAAGCCAAGGCCAAACCGACCGCUGUUAAAAACACCAGCAGAGGCCGAUUCAAGGCCGUCCUGAGAGAGUGUGCCGAGAUGCUGGACUGUCUGGGCGUGCCGUGGGUGACGGCGGCCGGUGAAGCGGAGGCCAUGUGUGCCUAUCUGGACUCAAAGGGCGCGGUGGACGGAUGCAUCACUAACGACGGCGACGCCUUCUUGUACGGCGCUCGAACCGUCUACAGGAACUUCAACAUGACUACAAAGGAUCCUCAGGUGGACUGCUACGAGACGUCUCGUGUUGGGGCCGAGCUUGGACUCUCCAGAGACACUCUCGUGGGGCUGGCCAUUCUCCUGGGCUGUGACUAUAUCCCCAAGGGCGUCGCCGGAGUCGGUAAAGAACAGACACUGAAGCUGAUUCAGAAUCUCAAAGGAAAAAGUCUUCUCCAAAAGUUCACUGAGUGGGAUGCAGACAGAUCUGAAAGGUCAGAGGUCGCGGUGAAGAAGGUCACGCACUGUCUGGUCUGUCGACACCCUGGCUCGGCUAAAGCACACGAGCGCAGCGGCUGUGUGUUCUGUGAGAGCGAACGCUUCUGUUCACCACAGGACUACGAUUCCCAGUGUCCCUGUGAGUGGCACCGCACUGAACACACUCGCCACACGUCCUCCGUCGAAGCCAGCAUCAAGAAGAAGACGCUGGCGUGUGAGCAGUUCCCCUUUACUGAGAUCAUCAGUGAGUUCUUGGAGCCGAAGGACAGAGCCGUGCAGCCGUUCCGCCGGAGGAAACCCAACCUGCUGCUCCUGCAGACGUUUGCUCUGGAGAAGAUGGACUGGCCCAAACACUACAGCAGCGAGAAGCUUCUGGUGCUGAUGACCUACACAGAACUCAUGAACCGCAAACACGGCCGGGACUCACAGCCACAGAUCCAGCCAAUCAGAAUACAUAAAGCUCGAGUUAGGAACGGCGUCUCCUGCUUCGAGGUCGUCUGGAAGAAACCAGAUCACUAUGUGUUCACGGAGGGCUGUGAGGAGCAGACGGAGGUGCACACGCUGGAGGAGGAGUCUCUCUUCAGCCUGGCCUUCCCUGAGAUCCUGCAGGACUUCCAGCGAGACAGAGCCCUCGCCCUGGACAACAAGAAAAGGAAGCCGAGAGCGAGGAAAGAGAAGCCGGCUGAUUCCCAUGAUGCCGUGUCGGAUCUCUUUGCUCAGAUGUCUCUCCAGACGGACACAGAUCCAGACCCUGGAGUUACCCAGAAUCCUCCUUCCCAGAAUCCCCUGUCAGAGUCGGCUCUGAUUGGCCAGCUGCAUCUCAGCAGUAUAGACUGGGACUCUUCAUCGUUCACGGCCUCGCCGUCCCAGAAGCCUCAGAGCGACAGAACUGACCUGAGACCUGCGGAAAACACAAGCUGUUCUCUGAAGGAGCGAAUACUCCAGAAACAGCAGCUGAAGAGUCCAGAAUCUGAAGAAGCCCUCUGCCGUUCACUCCCGACUAACACUCAGACCAAAACAAGCAGCAAGAACCCGCUCAGACCUGCAGCCCGGCCUCUGAAGAGCGUCUCGGGACACAGAAACCCUUCUGAGAGCGUGUGUAAGACGAGUCCCGUCAGUGACGACAGCGACGCUGAGAACCGACCCGGAUCACACAAGCCCAGGAACACAGUCAGGGUCACGUCUAAACCACCCAAACCAGCCCCGACGAGUGUUAAAGCUGCUGAGACACCAGAGAAAGAGUCCGGCACACAGGAGGAGGACGAUUCGGACACAUCGCUGGACAGUCCUCGACCGCUGGCUGAGAGACUCAAGAUGAGGUUCGGAAAGUGAACGGAGCGGAAGAGACACUCUUGGUUUAAAAGGAUAAUGUUUGGAAUUACAAUUAGCUUUUUUUUGUCAGAUACUUUUAUAAAUAUGGUUAACCUAGUCUACUUGUGUUCAAUCAUUAAAAACUCGCAUAAUAAACAAAUCAGUAAGUUUA
Carassius gibelio (silver crucian carp) is the source of this 2434-nucleotide messenger RNA. It is a transcript of the gene gen1, whose product is annotated as flap endonuclease GEN homolog 1. The transcript is spliced from 14 exons. Lineage: Eukaryota; Metazoa; Chordata; Actinopteri; Cypriniformes; Cyprinidae. The coding region runs from base 199 to 2283 and encodes 694 amino acids. Gene Ontology annotation, molecular function: 5'-flap endonuclease activity; four-way junction DNA binding. The record is from RefSeq and is a predicted model, not a curated record.